This is a messenger RNA of Stereum hirsutum FP-91666 SS1, 1976 nucleotides long. RefSeq lists its product as uncharacterized. The transcript is spliced from 4 exons. Lineage: Eukaryota; Fungi; Basidiomycota; Agaricomycetes; Russulales; Stereaceae. The record is from RefSeq and is a predicted model, not a curated record. The coding region runs from base 259 to 1632 and encodes 457 amino acids.
CUGAGACCUAUAAACCGAAGCCACGCAUCCGACCCGCUACGCCUCGCCUCCUUCACAUCUUCGUCUCAUAUCUGCCAUGGUGCCAAAAGACCACAUCAUAGAACCAUAAACACUGGCAGAAGACGUCAAUUUGGUUACAAAAAUGAUAAUCUCCGUAUUAUACAACCUUGGCACCCGCUCGAACCGCUGCCUUCUUUCGGAGGUCCGGAUGAUCCUUCGCUCUCGACCUUGCUAGGAGACGAUCCGUUAUAUCGAUACAUGAAGGGGCUGUAUAAGCGGGGCUGGGGAGUAUUGAGGCGGGAUGAUGUUAUGGAUCCGGAUAAGCAAGAGAGCGCGAAGGUCGUACGGGGUGUGGCUUUAGCGAAGGCGUUUUGGUUUCGACGGGAAGACGACGGACGGGAAGGAAGAACAAAUGUUGAGACGAGUGAUAGAGCUCCGAUGGACGUGCUAGACGAGACCUCGGACGUCGUGAAAGACAUGGUCGGCUUUAGGGAGAAACUAUGUCGGUCGACGUGGACUUCACAUCCUUCACAACUCGUCGACAUCUCCUCACCCGAGCCCGACAUUCUCUCAGUACACCUAUCCUCCAUUGCGUCACGCCAGCUUUCCCCUCUCACAUUACCUCGUCCUAUCCCUCAAGUACCAACACUCGCAGAAACUCCAGCUCCACUCGCGAGUCUAAGCCCCGUCUCCGUCCUCACUUUCCGUGAACUCGUACUGGCGUACGCAGCAGAGGAGAUGUACGAGCGGUACCUUGGCCGCGAACUGGAAUUGACCAAUAGCGAAUGUACGGGGCGAGAUCAGGGACAGAAUGUGGACGAAAUUGAAUCAUCAUCCGGGACCUCCUUCACGCCCGCCUUCACGCCCGCCCUCGCGCCCGCCCUCACAUCAACUACUUCAGACGAGACUACCUCAUCACUCGCAUCUCCCGCGACUCAGCCACCCCCCGACCCGCCCACACCAACCAUCACUUCCGCUUCGUCUCCUCCAAAUCCUGCCAUAUGGCUCGGUCACCAAAAAAAGCUCGAACGGCCGUACAAAGAGCGUCCGCAUUCGCUCGAUAACCUUGUUAGGUUUACGGGGUGUGUGGAGGUUGUUCCGGAGGGAUGGGAGCUAAAAGACAAAGUCAAAGACUACCUCCUCCGCGGGCACAAAAUGCUCCACUCUCCGAAACCUGCAUCCCGAUCGAGGCCCACGACCGACCAGACAGCACAAGAGAACACGGGGGAAAGCGACGGGGUGGAGCAGAGCGAUGAUGUUGGUGAAGAUGACGGUCAGCGCGAGCAUGGGAUCGAACGAGAAGCUGGGUCCGGUGAGAGUCGUGGUGGUAUUGAACGGAGCGGGAGCAGGAGCGGUGACGGGCAAGGGGCUCCACCGAACAUCCAGCCAAACGUCCAGCCAACACCCAGCACCCAAUCCAACAAUCCACCACAAAACGCCCCCACAAACUCCUCCAAGAAAUCCUGGCCAAAUCCUACACAACGACGAGCGCAGGCGCGGAGACGGAACGCGCGUCGUGACCCCUCAUUAGCGCCGCCCCUUCUCCAUAUCCCGAGCGAAGAAGAAACGCGCGCGGCGGAUGCGAGGGCAUUGAUGAGGUUGGUGGCGAGGAGUCUAGGUAAGGAGGUGUAGAGGCAGUGGAGGCAGAGCUGGGAAAAGAAGCAUUAGUAGAGGAUGAGUUGGGAGGGGGGUACGUACGACGGAUGGGAGGGUGCGGGGAUCUGUGGAAUCGGCGGGCUUUCCGCGGAGACGGCGUUGCGAAAGGAUGGCGGGGUGGAAGUGUCGAGAUCGAGCGGGCGCGAUAGCGAGAGUAGGGCGUGUCACGUAUAUGCGGAUGGGGAAUGAGGACGUUUUCAUGGAAGUGGAAUGUUGGAGACUAUUAGUGAGGGUGAGGGAUGUAUGGGGUGAUGUCUAUGCAUGGUAUGCGUAUCUACGAUUGAUAAAUACCCUCAUUUUAUAAACAAUAAUAAUCUUGA